AUGCUGUCGGAUGCAGACUAUUCUGGAAAUGCUUCUGGGGCCCGGCGAGGAAAGAAGAGGAGCUCCGGGGAAUCGCCGGGGGACAGCCAGACCCUGCGCUCCUCUGGAAGGCAGAGCAAUGUCCGGGUGAAGCGCACCAACAAUCCACCACCUGGACAGAGCAAAAGAAAAGCCACAGACACAGAGGAGGAAGACGACCAGUCCGAGAAGAAGUACAGAAAGUGUGAGAAGGCCGGAUGCUCUGCCACAUACCCAGUCUGUUUUGCAAGUGCAUCUGACAGGUGUGCUAAAAAUGGAUACACAUCUCGCUGGUAUCAUCUGUCGUGCGGUGAGCAUUUUUGCAACGAAUGUUUUGAUCACUACUACAGAAGUCACAAAGAUGGCUAUGAGAUAUUUGCUUCCUGGAAGAAGGUGUGGACCAGUAAUGGGAAAAGUGAGCCCAGUCUCAAAGCUUUCAUGGCAGAUCAGCAGCUACCAUUCUGGGUUCAAUGUACUAAACCGGACUGCAGGAAGUGGCGUCAGCUGACCAAGGAGAUCCAACUCACGUCUUCCCUCGCAGCAUCGUACCGCUGUGGGAUGAAGUUCAACAACAUUAAAAGUGAGGGGCCGGACCAUUGCUCCCAACCAGAGGACUUGAGAGUGGCUGAGGUGAUGGACAGCUGGUGGCAUUCAAUGUUGAUUUUGCCGCCGUUGUUCAAAGAAAGUCCAGCCAGCCCGUUCCUCGCUGCGUAUUACCCUGACUGUGUGGGGAUGAGUCCGUCCGGUUGCCCCAGCAACACGUCACUGUCUGAGCUGAGGGCCGACCACUGCAGAGCCGUGCAGCCACAAAUUCCAGGCCUGUGUCCAUACUUCCAGCCCUUCUACCAGCCCAAUGAGUGUGGCAAGGCUCUGUGUGUGCGGCCGGAUAUGAUGGAGCUGGACGAGCUUUACGAGUUUCCAGAGUUUUCCCGUGAUCCCACCAUGUAUUUGGCUCUGCGGAACCUUAUUCUGGCCUCCUGGCACAAGAACUGCAAGGAGGUGCUGACUUCUCAGAAAUGUGCCCUCCACAUCAUUGUGCGGGGGUUGGUGCGUGUGCGCUGCGUGCAGGAGAUGGACCGGGUGCUCCACUUCAUGACCAGGAAGGGCCUCAUCAACACCGGCGUGCUGGCAGUGAAGACGCCUCUGCUGCCUGAGAGACACUACACUAAAAAUGUUAUCAUCGUCGGUGCCGGGGCUUCAGGACUGGCUGCAGCACGGCAGCUGCAAAACUUUGGCACUCAGGUGGUGGUGCUUGAGGCUAGGGAGAGAAUUGGAGGCCGUGUGUGGGAUGACACUUCACUGGGCGUCACUGUAGGCCGAGGAGCUCAGAUUGUCAACGGCUGUGUGAACAACCCCAUCGCCCUGAUGUCUGAACAGAUGGGCAUCAAGAUGCACAAACUGGGAGAGCGCUGUGACCUUUUCCAAGAAGGGGGACAGGUUACAGACCCCGCCAUCGACAAGCGCAUGGACUUCCACUUCAACGCCAUCCUGGACGUGGUGUCAGAGUGGAGGAAGGACAAGUCUCAGAACCAGGACACGCCCCUGAGAGAAAAGAUCAAGGAAGUGAAGAAGAACUUCCUCCAGGAGUCGGGGAUCCAGUUCAGUGAGCUGGAGGAGAAGGUGCUUCAGUUUCAUCUCAGCAACCUGGAGUUCGCCUGUGGAAGCACGUUGGACCAGGUAUCGGCAAGAUCUUGGGACCACAAUGAGUUUUUUGCCCAGUUCUCAGGAGACCACACUUUACUCACCAAGGGCUACUCUGCUUUACUGCACAAGCUGGCCGACGGCCUCGACAUCCGCACCAAGUGCCCGGUUCAGGCCAUUGAAUAUUCAGGUGAUGUUGUCAAAGUUACCUCCUCCAAUGGCUCACAGUGGACAGCACAGAAGGUGCUUGUUACAGUCCCAUUGACUUUGCUGCAGAAGAACAUGAUUCAGUUCAACCCUCCGCUCCCUGACAGGAAACUGAAAGCAAUCCACAGUCUGGGAGCCGGCAUCAUAGAAAAGAUCGCUCUUCAGUUCCCGUACAGGUUCUGGGACAACAGAAUCCAAGGGGCGGACUACUUUGGUCACAUCCCACCCAGUCCAGACAAGAGAGGCAUGUUCAGUGUCUUCUACGACAUGGAGCCUCAGGGGAAGCAGGCUGUCCUCAUGUCGGUCAUCACUGGUGAAGCUGUGGCUGCUGUGCGGGACAUGGAGGACAAGCAGGUGGUGGAUGAGUGCAUGAAGGUCCUGAGGGAACUUUUCAAAGAGCAGGAGGUCCCAGAGCCGGUGCAUUUCUUUGUGACACAUUGGACCAAAGACAUGUGGUCCCAGAUGUCCUACAGCUUUGUGAAGACGGGGGGGAGCGGAGAGGCCUACGACAUCCUGGCUGAAGACGUGCAGGGAAAAGUCUUCUUUGCUGGAGAGGCCACCAACAGACACUUCCCUCAGACUGUGACCGGAGCCUACCUGAGCGGGGUCAGAGAGGCCAGCAAGAUGGCUGCUCUGUAGACUGCCACUGAACACUCAAACACACCAGCAUGGACCCUUAAAGUCUGCAGUAACCUGAAUAACUCUAUAAAUGACACUUCACUGUUAUGGGAUGUGUUUGACCAGCAGGACGCCGUCUCUCUCCAUCAGCCGGGUCAGAGGCUCUUUUCAAGGCCAGGCUCUUCAUUUUUAACGAAAGAAGGCUUAAGACUUUGGUUGGAAAACAAUUGUUGGUAACCAGAUAAAGAAUUCAUAGCAACACACAGAAAACAGCAAACCCCUGCGCAGCUCUGCCUGGGUCCGCUAGGAUGGAAAGCAGGAUUACGGUAUAUUACAUUUGAGUUUAAUUUGUGAUGUAUGUAGCACUUAAUGAUGAAAAAAGUCAGAAAACGUAAUUUUGAAAGAUUAGCUUUGCAUGAAACAUUGGUUUACUCUCGUUUUAUCAGGAAGUAAGUCAAAUUGUAUCUCCUUGGUUCAAGAUUCAAGUGAUUAUAUUUAAAUCUAUUUUCUUUUGAGAGUUACCUACCAAUGUUUUAAGCAGAUAUAAUACAUUUUCGUUAUAUGUUGGUACAAAUUGAAGAAAGGUUAGACAUAUAGUACUUCUGUGAUAGCACUUUUGAUUUAAGCGACUUUUUGAUUUAAAAAUGUUAAGAAAAUAAAUGAAUAGUUCAUGUGUAAGACAAGUUAUAUAGUGAGUAUGAUUUGAGGAUGGUCCCCUCACUGUCUCAGGGAUGUGAUCAAGACACCUAGCAGAACAUAAUGGAGAAUGGACAAUUGUGAAAAUGGUUGGGAGAAAAAACACAACCAACUGGAGAAAAACUUCAUACAUCUGUUUUAUUAAUUCCUGAACAAUGAGGUUUGGGGUCGGGGAACAGCACAACGAUAUCCUCACUUUCUGUGAUUAAUAUUGACUAAUGAAGCUUUACAUCUCUGUCCUCAUAUCUCUGUGUACACUAGUUGAUCAUUUCCUGUUUUGUCCGUGCUUGAGUAUUUAUCUUGUUGGUGUGUAAUAAACUGAGCUAUCAACUGCU
Trematomus bernacchii (emerald rockcod) is the source of this 3515-nucleotide messenger RNA. RefSeq names its product lysine-specific histone demethylase 1B. NCBI's taxonomy places the organism in Eukaryota, Metazoa, Chordata, Actinopteri, Perciformes, Nototheniidae. The record is from RefSeq and is a predicted model, not a curated record. Gene Ontology annotation, molecular function: protein binding; zinc ion binding; oxidoreductase activity.